AAAACUGGAGAAUUGAGAAUUAAAUUUAAGAAAUAAUCCUAUUAAAGACCCUAGAAGAUAAACUUGUUUGUUUCAAUCUGCUAUUGAGGUUGUUUACUAUGUCUUUGGCUGAUACAACAAAAACAAGUAUAGAUGAACAUUUCCCCAGUGUGGGAUUAGAAAACAAUAGGAAGUCUGCAGAAUGCAAGAUAAGCCCAGGCACAGGUGAUUUUUCAAGGAACAGUAACACCUCCGAAAAGAGUGUUGAUUAUAGCAAAUCUCAGUGCUCCUGCAGAAGCUUAAGUUCUCACUAUGAUUAUUCAGAAGACUUUCUCUCUGAAUCUUCAGAAACAGCUGUUAAAAAAAAUUAUUUAGAGCAUCAUGUGGUAAAAGAAAAGGAGAAGGAGAAGAAAAAGUACAUUUCUAAAAUCUCGCAACCUAAAGGCCAGAAGGAAAUCUCAGCUGAAAAAAAGCACACCUGGAAUACAUCAUUUUUAAGUUCUCAAAUCAAUAUGAUUACCCAAAGAAGAGAUGCUGUGGCUCAUCGAAUACUCUCAGCAAGGCUUCAUAAGAUUAAAGAACUAAAAAAUCAAUUAGCUGAUAUACAUCGUAAAUUGGAAACCAUCAUCAUAGAAAACCAAUUUUUGAAACAACUUCAGCUGAGGCACUUGAAAGCUAUAGGAAAAUAUGAGAAUUCACAAAAUAAUCUACCUCAAAUUAUGGUUAAACAUCAGAAUGAAAUAAAAAGUUUAAAGCAGCUACUUAGGAAAUCCCAGGAAAGGGAAAGAACUGUAUCUAGGAAACUUAGAGAAACCGACAACAAGUUACUGAAGACUAAAGAUGCCUUGCAGGCACUGCAGAAACUUUCUGAAGACAAAAAUCUUGCAGAAAGGGAAGAACUUACUCAUAGAUUGUCUAUUCUUAUGACAAAAAUGGAGGAAAAUGACAAAAAAAUACAGAGCUUGGAAAAACAACUGAGGUUAAACAGUAGAGCCUUUAGUCGGCAGUUGGCAGUUGAAAAUGGGAAGACUUUAGCAGCUCAAACAGCUACAAAGACUCUACAAGUGGAAGUAAAAUGCCUUCAACAAAAACUCAAGGAGAAGGAUCGUGAGCUUGAAAUUAAAAACAUCUAUGCUAAUAGAAUCUUUAAAAAUUUACAUGACAAAGAAGAUUAUCCAAAAGUUUCUUCAACAAAAUCAGUACAGGCAGACAGGAAAAGUUUGUCAUUUACAAGUGUGAGACACCAGGAAACCCAAAAAUCAGAAGAUGUUUCUUCUUUGACAACUAAGGGUAAAAAGGCAGCAGGAAAUAUUGGUCAUAAAGAAAAAUCAACUGGAAUAAACUGUGAAAUUCCUCACUAUAUCAGUAAACUACCAAAGCAAGAGGAUUCUAAGAGAAAAUUUGAAGGUUUAUCAAAGGAAGAGGAACAUUUGAAAGUACAAGCAGCACUGGAGAAUAUUGGAAGACAAAAAGAGAAAAAGGAAGAUCAAGAAAAGAAAAUCAUGUUAAUGAAAGAGGAAGAACUACCACCAAAAAGAAUUCAAGAAAUUCAUCCUGAAAGAGAAAGCAACCAGGAAGAUGAUACAGUAAAAGAAAACUUUAAAAGAAGUGUAGAAAUAAGUGACAUGGAUGAGACACCUGAUAAAUAUGCCGUUCCAAAUAUCAAAACACCCUUCAGACAAAGAAAGCAUUAUUCAUUUACAGAAGCGAUCGAAAACUUGCAUCAUGGGCUUCCUGCUUCAGGUGGGCCAGCCAAUACAGAUGGCACGAGAUGCAAUCAUAAUACAUACAAACAUCGCAGUAAUGUAGAAGUAAAGCAAGAACAUUCUAUUAGCGGGUAUGAACCCUCUUUUGGUAAGUCUUCCAGAACAAAAGUGAAAGAUACAACUUACAAAGAUAAGAAAAGCAGUCUAAUGCAAGAACUCUUUGGAUCAGGCUAUGUCUUAAAAAAUGACCAACCAAGUCCGGUUGUUAUGAAAGAAUCUGAGGAGACAUUGAAAAGUAAGAAGAUGCAUCAUCUGUCUCCUAGUCAGGCCUCUGCCAGCAAUGCUUUUGGAGAUUCUCAAGUAACUGUGGUAAAUUCUAUGAAGUCAUCUUCACCUACAGAAGGAAACAGAAAAAUAAUUAUUUAAAUAUAAUCAAUAUCCUAAUACA
This is a messenger RNA of Galeopterus variegatus (Sunda flying lemur), 2133 nucleotides long. RefSeq names its product Leber congenital amaurosis 5-like (gene LCA5L). The record is from RefSeq and is a predicted model, not a curated record. Gene Ontology annotation, biological process: intraciliary transport. NCBI's taxonomy places the organism in Eukaryota, Metazoa, Chordata, Mammalia, Dermoptera, Cynocephalidae. The coding region runs from base 99 to 2111 and encodes 670 amino acids. Gene Ontology annotation, cellular component: axoneme. The transcript is spliced from 8 exons.